Messenger RNA from Esox lucius (northern pike), 5629 nucleotides. RefSeq names its product zinc finger, SWIM-type containing 6 (gene zswim6). The transcript is spliced from 14 exons. The coding region runs from base 62 to 3466 and encodes 1134 amino acids. The record is from RefSeq and is a predicted model, not a curated record. Lineage: Eukaryota; Metazoa; Chordata; Actinopteri; Esociformes; Esocidae. Gene Ontology annotation, cellular component: Cul2-RING ubiquitin ligase complex.
CUUCCUUAUCCCGUUCAUAUGGUACGUUGACUUCCGCCGUCGAUGUUAAAGCAGUGCUAUCAUGGCGGAGCGCGUUCAGCAGCCCCCAGCCAAACGGCUCUGCUGUAGACCAGGUUAUAACACGAAUUGUAGACAGGGACAACGGGCCGGGGGUGCAUUAUGUGGCGGUUCGGGUGCGGCUCAAGGCGGGUCGAGCAAAACCCACAGCCCGGAGUCUCUGUUGGACAUCUCGGCCCGGAAAGUGGCCGAGAAGUGGCCGUUUCAGCGGGUAGAGGAGCGCUUUGAACGGAUUCCGGAGCCUGUACAGAGACGGAUCGUUUACUGGUCUUUCCCCAGGAGUGAGCGAGAGAUCUGCAUGUAUUCUUCGUUCAAUACAGGGGGAGAGGAGAGUGGAACUAGCGGGGAAAAUAGCGAUGAGACGCGGCUGCCUUUCAGACGAGGCAUCGCUCUGUUGGAGAGCGGCUGUGUGGACAACGUAUUGCAAGUCGGGUUCCACCUCAGUGGAACGGUAACAGAACCGGCCACAGCGUCGGAACCCGAGCUCGUCUGCAGCGUAAGCGUCAGCUUUGACCGUUGCAAGAUCACGGCAGUGACGUGUGGCUGCGGCAACAAGGACAUCUUCUACUGUGCCCACGUGGUGGCGCUGGCCCUGUACCGCGUACGGAAGCCCGAGCAGGUCAAACUACACCUGCCCAUCUCUGAGACACUGUUCCAGAUGAACAGAGACCAGCUGCAGAAGUUUGUCCAGUACCUGAUAACAGUGCAUCACACUGAGGUGCUGCCUACCGCACAGAAACUAGCGGAUGAAAUACUGUCCACCAACUCUGAGAUCAACCAGGUUCACGGGGCCCCGGACCCCACCGCAGGGGCCAGUGUGGAUGAUGAGAACUGUUGGCACCUGGACGAGGAGCAGGUUCAGGAGCAGGUCAAACUCUUCCUCUCUCAGGGGGGGUACCAUGGAUCCGGAAAACAACUUAACCUACUGUUCAGCAAGGUGAGAGAGAUGUUAAAGAUGCGUGACUCCAAUGGUGCCAGGAUGUUAACACUCAUCACAGAGCAGUUCAUGGGCGACCCUCGUCUGGCCCUGUGGAGACAGCAAGGGACCACCAUGACGGACAAGUACAGACAGCUGUGGGAUGAGCUGGGUGCGUUGUGGAUGUGCAUCGUGUUGAACCCCCACUGUAAGUCGGAGCAGAAGGCUGUUUGGCUGAGACAGCUCCGGAGGUGGAACAGCGUUGACGUUUGUCCCUGGGAGGACGGAAACCACGGCAACGAACUGCCCAACCUCACACACGCACUGCCGCACGGCAACCCAGACUCAUCGUCCCGGCCCCACAGAACAGUCUUCACGAGGGCCAUCGAGGCCUGCGACCUGAACUGGCAGGACACACACCUGCAGCGCAUCAUCACACAUGACCUCUACACACACUCACACACACACUGUCACCACGACAACCACGACGGUUCGGGGGCACUGUUUGAUGCCCGUGGCUGGCCCCUUUGGCACGAGCACGUCCCUACCGCAUGUGCCAGGGUGGAUGCUCUCCGGUCACAUGGUUAUCCCAGGGAAGCCUUACGAUUGGCCAUCGCUAUUGUCAACACUCUGAGACGGCAGCAACAGAAACAACUAGAGCUUUUCCGCAGCCACAAAAAAGAGCUGCUCCUUAAAGGCAUGACAUCAGUCACCAACAUGGAGGGCUGGGUGGGUCAUCCCCUGGAUCCUAUAGGUACUCUGUUCAGCACACUAAUGGAGACGGGACGUGUAGAAGAGGAUGGGGGCAACGCCUUCCUAGACUUCUCAGGCUCUGUAAGUUCAGCCAAAAGGUCGGAGCCCCACCUUUUCCCAGCACAGCACUUCCUGGACGAUGGCCAAUCGUUCGUAGCACUUGCCGUAGAAACGGCUCUGAUUGGCUUGGGGCAGCAAAGGGUGAUGCCCGACGGCCUUUACGCCCAGGAGAAGGUGUGUCGCAACGAAGAGCAACUUUUGGCCAAGCUCCAGGAAGUGGAACUGGACGACACUCUGGUCAAGAUCUUCCGAAAGCAAGCAGUCUUCCUGCUAGAGGCUGGUCCGUACAGUGGUCUUGGAGAGCUGCUCUACAGAGAGAGUGUCCCCAUGCACACAUUUGCCAAGUAUCUCUUCAGCUCGCUACUACCUCACGACGCCCCACUGGCGUACAAAAUUGCACUGAGAGCCAUGAGGUUGCCGGUUCUGGAAUCCACCGCUCCAUCAGGUGAUCUGUCCAGACCUCACCACAUAGUAUCUGUGGUCCACAACCGCUACCCUCGCUGGUUCACUCUGUCCCACAUAGAGUCGCAACAAUGUGAACUGGCCUCCACUAUGCUCACCGCAGCCAAAGGAGACGGGCGUAAACUAGAAACAGUGUUAGAGUCCAUCCAGAAGAACAUCCACUCCUCAUCGCACAUCUUCAAACUAGCCCAGGACGCCUUCAAGAUCGCCACACUGAUGGACAGCCUACCAGAUAUCACACUGCUCAAAGUCUCACUGGAGCUGGGUCUUCAGGUCAUGAGGAUGACCCUGUCCACGUUGAACUGGAGGAGGAGGGAGAUGGUUCGCUGGCUGGUCACCUGUGCCACCGAAGUCGGUGUGUAUGCGUUGGACAGCAUCAUGCAGAGCUGGUUCACCCUGUUCACCCCGACCGAGGCCACCAGCAUCGUGGCCACCACCGUCAUGUCCAACACCACCAUCGUCCGCCUGCACCUGGACUGCCACCAGCAGGAGAACCUGGCCUCGUCAGCCCGGACCCUGGCCCUGCAGUGCGCCAUGAAGGACCCCCAGAACUGCGCCCUCUCGGCCCUCACGCUCUGCGAGAAGGACCACAUCGCCUUCGAGACGGCCUACCAGAUCGUGCUGGACGCCGCCGCCACGGGGAUGAGCUACACGCAGCUGUUCACGAUAGCUAGGUACAUGGAGCACAGGGGCUACCCUAUGAGGGCGUACAAGCUAGCCACGCUGGCCAUGACCCACCUCAACCUCAGCUACAACCAGGACACCCACCCGGCGAUCAACGAUGUGCUGUGGGCCUGCGCGCUCAGCCACUCCCUGGGGAAGAAUGAGCUGGCCGCCGUCAUCCCGCUGGUGGUGAAAAGCGUGAAGUGUGCCACGGUGCUGUCGGACAUUUUAAGGCGGUGCACAUUGACCACGCCAGGCAUGGUGGCUCUGCACAGCCGCAGGAACUCUGGGAAGCUGAUGUCGCUGGACAAGGCUCCGCUCAGGCAGCUGCUGGACGCCACCAUCGGGGCCUACAUCAACACCACACACUCUCGCCUGACGCACAUCAGCCCGCGGCACUACAGCGAGUUCAUAGAGUUCCUUAGUAAGGCCCGCGAGACGUUCUUAAUGGCCCACGACGGACACAUCCAGUUCACACAGUUCAUAGACAACCUCAAACAGAUAUACAAGGGCAAGAAGAAACUCAUGAUGCUCGUACGGGAGCGGUUCGGUUGACAAAUAAGACGAAACGAAGAACUUUAAAACUUUUGUGAGAGCGGUCGAAGGAUUUGAGACCAAUCAUGCCCCUUUUACUUGAGUCUGCCUUUGUAUCAUUUUUUUACUUAAAAAGUGAUGGAAAAAACUGAAAAGAGAGCGGAAAAAAACUGAAAACAACAAAAACAAACAAUAAAAGGCCACAACGGUAUUAAUGUGUAUAGACCCUAUUUAGUUCACAAACAAACAAAAAACUAAAUUGUCAUGUCGCGCGUGUGAGUGAGUGUGACCAUUUAUAUGUAUGAAAGAGUAUGAACGAGUGCAAGAGAGAGAACUAAAGAGAAAAAUAAAAAAUCUUUUGGUUUACACUGAGUAUAUGUUGUCCAGUGGCCAGAUGUUCACAUAGCACUGUAUCCCUUCUGUUAAACGAUCAUAGCCUCAGAAAACGAGACAAUGGCGUGAAACCAAAUGGAGGAAUUCCAUCAGCCGUGACCAGUACCUCGUACGAACCCAGCUUUACCCCCCUCCCCAUGUUCCCCUGCCUUCCCUCCCGCCCUUCCUCAACUUUCCCUCCAAGGUCAGUGUAGUCAAACGUGUGUAAGCAGUUAUUGAACAAAAAACAGUUCACCAUCCACUUCAGUUCAAAAUUCCUUGUGUUUUUUUCUUUAUUAUUUUCUCUUGAUUAAUUAAUCAGCAACUCCAGAAUGACCGCAUGGCUCUGCAGUAUUGUUCACCCUGAUACACACUCUCUCUCACACACACACACACACACACACACACACACACACACACACACACACGCUAAGCAUACACACAGACACAUAAGCAGACAGAAACAAACACACUGUAAACACACACUAGUGCUUGCGCUUGUUGAACCUUAGCGACUGUCAACAUACGUUCUCAGGGAUUUCUCUAAAAAAAAGCAAAGGAAAUGAAAAAGAAAGAAUGAGAGCAUUUUAUUGUACUGUAUAUAUGAUAGUAUAUAUGUCUGAAUAUUAAAAAAAUGUAUACGUUAACUAAUUUAUAAAAGAAUAUCUAUGUAAUGCAAAAUACUUGAAGCUGCAGUACCUUGGUUUUUAAAACAAAACAUAUCAGAAGGACUUUUAAAAUGUGUCGCCUUGCGUUGCGUCAUCAGGGGCCAGGUCAAAGGUUCGGGGUCAUCUUAGCAGGACUGUUAGCUGGGUGACCCCACAGAGAUGAACAGAAUGACAUCCACUGGACUGCUUGACAGGAGCUGGCUGUUUGCAAAACAGGACAUGGAUGUUGUAUUUUGUAUGGACCAGCAAAAUAUACCUAUCUCCCAGUUGUACACAAAGUUGUUUUGGACACCAUAGAAGAAGAGAAAAGAGAGAACGACUUCCCAGGAGCCAGAUCAGUGAGCCUUAGCAUUUCAGAGUGAGAACUCAGGCCCAGUGCCUAUGAAGCCGUGAAAUGUAGAGCCGAAAAUCCCUUGACUACUAAUAGCGUAGUAAUACGUGUGGUGAAAUUUGGCCCGACCACACCUCAUGUCUCUUUCCGCAGUGAUCUAGUCACAAAAACGAAGCUCCAUUUAUAUGCACAACAAUUAUCCAACAACAUGUAUAUGUCUCUACAACAUGCCUCAUCUGCGGACUGUGUGCAGGGCAGGAAGUUGCUAUGUAGAUCUCGACUGUUCCGACUUUUUUUACGCCCUUUUUUAUGUUUUCUCUCCUUUUAUUGUUUUUGUUUUCUCCAGAAUUCCUCAACGAGAACAGCCUUCUUUCUUGCCUUGUCUUAACGCUUUAAAACAACCAAACGGGAGUUCUAACUACCAAACUUUGUUCAUUAAAAUGAAAAAGCCAACCAAUAUGGGUUACAACUUAUAGUGUCUUUAAUUUUUAGCUGAAUGGUUCUGUGUUCUGUGCUUUAAAAAGCCCUUGUCCUCUGUUUUUGGGUGUAGAAACAUCGAAGUGUCUCUUCCCCUAGAGGUUUGUCCGUAGUUCCUUUGUCCAGAGACAGGAAUAUCAUUCAUGUACCAUUUUAUUUAUUAUGAUAGGUAAACGAUUGUACUUCUUCAACCGUGUCAACAUUGUUCAUGAAGUUGAAAGUCAGAUUUGAUACACUGAUAUCAAUUUAUUUAUGUAACUAAAUCACUGUUUUAUAAACUUGUUAAUGAUUCAACUUUUUUGUUUUAAUUAAAAUUAGUUUUUUUUUUUGAGAGGA